GUCUGAUCAGUGAGAAAUUGUUAAAAUGUGGUUAGAUAUCAUUCACUAGUAGUUAAAAGUUUAAAAAAGAACAAAAAUGUUUUCAUUUCAUCGAAAUGGUUAUAAAUUAAUAAAAUUAGGAAUGGUAAUAAUGAACGAUACUAAAAAAAAUUCUGCUCAUAGUAAAUUACUUCACAGUAUACAGAUAAGGCAAAAGGAUGAUUUAUUAAAAUUGUGUUUUAAAAGAAAACAUUCUACUGCUACAAAUAUUGAUCCUGAAAAUGAAUUAAAUUUUGAUGAUAUUACAAAAGGAGAUAAAGAAGUUGAACACAAACUGAAAGUAAUCCUACUCGAGACAGAAGUUAUGAGACAAGAAGGAAAAUCGGUGCCUGAAAAAACAUUUUUUACAGCAGAGCACUGGAAGGAAUUGUUAAAUUUGUCAAGUAGGUCUGCCAGAAGGAAGUAUUUGGAAUAUUUAUUUAGAUUAUCAAAAACGAAAGAAAACAGAAAGAUAAAACGAUUUGAAAAAAAAUUAAAAAGGGAAGAAUUUAUUAAUUCAAAAGAAGUAGAAAAAAAUGAAUCUUUAGAAGAAUUUGCAUUAAAAUAUGAUCUGGCGCAUAAUAAUAUGUUUCUCAGAUUUUAUGAUUCCACUAUAAAUCAAAUGUACAAUAAUCGACUUUUUCAAGCUAUGAUGUUUGGCCAGAAAUUGGUGGUAGACUGCGGAUAUGAUAAAAAUAUGACUAAAAGAGAAAAUAUAAACUGUGCCAAACAACUUAUGCUACUGUUUGGAGAGAAUAGAAUACACGAAGAUCCUUUCGAUUUGCACUUCUGUAAUACAGAUCCAGGUGGAGAACUGAUAAAGUACCUGCAUAAACAUAUUCCAAAUAUGUACGAGCUCUCAUUUCCCCUGAAUUUACACGAAAGCAGUUACUUAGACUUAUUUCCGAAAGAUCAGUUGGUAUAUCUGACGCCGCACUGUCGACAAGAAAUGACAGAAUUCGAUUUUGAUGCCAUUUACAUUAUAGGAGCUAUAGUGGACAAGAUAAACAUUGAACCCCUUUCGUUAGCCAAGGCAAAAAAAGAAGGACUGAAGAUGGCCAAGCUACCUCUGGACAGGUACCUGCAGUGGGGCGCCGGGUCUGGGAAAAGUCUAACGUUAAAUCAAGUAACGUCCAUAUUAAACGACAUUAAAUUAAAGAGGGAUUGGGAUUUUGCCCUGAGGCACGUUCCCAAAAGAAAGGUUGUAGACUACGGCACCGGCAGCAGCAUUAAUAAAACGGGUAGUCAAAAAUUUGGCACGUGUAGACCAGAAAGGAGGUGGAAACCUUCGUCUAAUGUCGACCUUAAUCAACAAAUUUUUACUAAAAAUAAGCAAUGAAAGAAUCCAGAGACAGAUUUGUAAAUUUUUUUUUUCCAGUCAAUUUUAUUGUGCACAAUGUGUUUUUUUUUUGCAGUAUUUGUUGAAGUACCUACUUAAAUUUGUAUAGAUUUAAGAUGGAAAUGUUAUAUUCUGUAAAUAGAAAAUUGAAGAAGAAAUUAUUGAA
Molecule: messenger RNA, 1523 nt
Organism: Anoplophora glabripennis (Asian longhorned beetle)
Lineage: Eukaryota; Metazoa; Arthropoda; Insecta; Coleoptera; Cerambycidae
Gene: rswl
Product: mitochondrial ribonuclease P protein 1 homolog
Exons: 5
Coding region: 77-1357 (426 amino acids)
Biological process (GO): mitochondrial tRNA 5'-end processing; positive regulation of mitochondrial translation
Cellular component (GO): nucleus; nucleoplasm; mitochondrion
Molecular function (GO): tRNA binding
Source: RefSeq, a predicted model, not a curated record